AUGCGCAGUGGCACUUUCCUCCUGGCCCUGGCCAGCGCAGAGGUGGUCUCUGGGGACCUCCCCAAGAUCGGGAAGAAGUGGUGGGUCCUGGGCCCUUUCGCUUCCGGCAAGGUCGAGUAUGAAGCGGACCCGGUGGAACGGCUCGGAGGAGUCUGGCAGCUUUUUGGCUCCCGAAAGGCGGGUGUUGGGCUGCUGGCCGAGCACGCGACCGGAGGCCGCGUGUCCUGGAGAUGGACGGAGACCUUGAGUGGAGGUGGUGACGGGUGGGCUCAGAUCCAGCUGCCGCACGACCACAUCCCCUUCCAGCAGCUGCUGCAGAGCCCACCUUUGGGAUCCGGCAGCGACGUGCUCCACGUCCAGUACUGGGUCGUCGGGGCGCUAAAGGUGAAGACUUCGGGGCGCUUCGGAGUGAACUGCCGCGGGCUUCACACGUUCCACGUGGUCUUGCCGCAGGACGAGCAGGUCGUGGGCCCCUUUGCAGGGAACAUCUACAGCAGCACCCCCUUCACUGUCCCCAUCGACUUCGAGGCACCCGGGACCUACCACUUGCUCUCCCGAGUUCGUGGGAAGGUCCCUCUACGUUUCGCGUGCCGGCUGGAGACCCUCAAAGCGACGCUGAAGGGCAGCAUCCAGGCCAAGAACCUCCCGGAUGUUGUCGGAGGGAAGCUGCUCGUCAGCCCUGCACCCAUCGACUUGCGGGUCCAGAACACCGGAGCCUCGUGGCUGGAUGUCAGAGCUGAAGUGGCUCCGAGCCCGUCGUCGGUCGUGUCUGCUGCUUCAUCCUCUGUGCGCCUGGCACCCGGAGCCAUGGUACAGGUGCCCGUGCUGGUCACGGUGAACGGACCGGCGGUGGAGAAGGACGCGGCCGCCUGCGUUCGCUUUGAGCUGCGCCUCCUGGGCAGCGAGGACCAGACGGAGCAGGCCGCCCUCAGCGUUCCCGUGCAGCUGCGCUGCCGGCGGUCCACGCAGUCCGCGCUCUUCUCCUUCCUGGACGUGGACGGCUCGGUAGCCUUGGCCGCGGUGCUCAAGCCGAGGAGGCCCAGCGGAGAAGCCAUGCCGAUUCUGGUCUCGCUCUCUGGUGUCGGCGUGGAGCCACAAGCGCAGGCCGAUGCCUACAAGAUGAAGCCUCCGGGGGCGGAGGACUACAUCUUCGGCUACGAGGAGAUGUGGGUCCUGGCACCCCAGAGGGACGGACCGCACAACUGGGAAGACGUCGGUCUUCGCGCUGCCUUGCGCUCGAUCGAUGUGCUGGCAGAGAGCCAAGGGGCGGAUGCCGGGCGCCUCGUCGUCCACGGCCACUCGCGAGGCGGCCACGGAGCCUGGGCCCUCGCCACUCGCAUCCCCGAGAGGGUCCUGGGCGUGGCGUCGGCAUGUGGCUGGUACAGCCGAGAGGAGUACGGCGAUGCAAACAACCUUUGGGUGCAUGACCCCGCGCUGAUGCACAUGGACAAGCUGCUUCUGGGCAUCUUCCAUGCCAGCGUGGCAGAGAACGAGAACUCCUUGCACGCCUCAAACCUGAAGGGCCUGCCAGCCCUGGUUCGAACGGCAGCGCGCGAUCAGGCGGUGCCGCCAUGGUUCGGACGUCGGAUGGCAAGGCACCUGGAGGAGGAGGGUGCCAACGUCACCUUCCAGGAGUUCGAUCAGGAGCACUGGUGGUGGGACAGCCAGGAGCCCAAUGAUGGCGGCGUCAUGCACGACCCGGGCCUCCGCAAGUGGACGCUGGAGGCGGCCCGCCGUCCACGGCUGGCGCUGUCAGAUCUCCUGGCGCAGGGCGACUUCGUUCUGGCGGCUGGGGGUCCGGAGUACCAGGGGAGGUUCGGCCUUCGGAUCCUCCAGCGCCGGGGGCCAGCGGCACGGGGCUUCCUGACGCUGAGCAGAGCAUCUCCGGGGAAGCAGGUGGUGCUGACGACUGCCAAUGUGCUGCGCUUCGCCGUGCGGAUGUCGGGCGGCCUCGGGCAACUCCUGCAAAAGGGGGACGAGCUGCUGCUGGACGGUGGCAUUCUGAAGCUGGGCGAGGCGGAAGAGGUCGAGGUGUGCCAAAGCUCUCCUGGCACCUGCACCGAGUCUGGGGAAGGAUCCGGACAAUCUUGGCGUGUCUGCGGCCCCGGGGACUUGAGGCCCUCCCUGAGUCCAAUCCGGCGGGUCUUCGCAGAGCCCUGGGUUCUGGUGAUUCCGGAUACACCGUCGGCACUGGAGGUGCUGCUGGCCUCCUACUUCGUAGCAGGCCACCUGACGGCCGUGGGAACGGCGACCCAGGUGCUGACACAGACCGAGGCCGGGGCCUUUCGCCAGUCGCACCGCUUUGUCUUUCUGGGCACGGUGGCACGCCUGCCAUGGGGGAAGAGCUGGCCGCUCGAGUUGAGAUCCGGUGCGGGGAACACUCUUCAUCUGGGCGGCUGCCGCUUCGCCGGCCAGUACAGUGCCGUCUUCAGAGCGCCGGCAGAGGGCUCCAAAGCGCUCGGAGCGCUGGACUUGGUGGUGACGGCCUUAGAGAACCAGGCGCUGGUGGACUUGGUCUCGUACUCCUUCGCCACGAACCAGCCGCACACACGCGCGCCGAUGUCGAACAUGCUGCCGGAUUUCAUGGUGGCGGGUCCACACUUCCGAUGGAAAGGCUACGGUGGGGUCGUGGCUGCCGGCUAUUGGGAUGAGUCUUGGCAGCCGGCACCCAACUCUGCGUACUUUCGAUGCUGA
Messenger RNA from Symbiodinium necroappetens, 2694 nucleotides. The record is from the annotation of a GenBank genome assembly. Lineage: Eukaryota; Dinophyceae; Suessiales; Symbiodiniaceae.